AUGUUUAGGGAUGUGCAAACUGAGUUUGUGAAGAAAACUAAUUGUAGAAUCUCUGUAGUUGCUGAAGAGGGGCCAUCGAUAUGCAUGAAGGUGGAAGAGGAAAACUUAGUCAACGAUACUAUUCUUUGUGUUCCAUACGACAUCCACUUUGAUAGUUCCACACAGGAGGUUCGUUGUGAGUGUAAUCUUUUUGAGAGUUCAGGUGUGUUAUGCUGUCACUGUCUUGCAGUUUUUCAUUCGUAUAAAGUGUAUAAAGUACCUACAUAUUAUGUUCUCCCUCGAUGGAGCAAGAACAUAAAGCGCAAGCAUACUUAUGUCAAGAGUAGUCACGACUUCAGUCGGUCGGAUGAGAGUCAUACUGAAUUCAGGGGAUCAUGUGCACACUUCUACAACAUUGCUCAAGAGUUCGUCAAUGACGACGACAAAACAACAUUGCUGCAUGCUGCUCUGGAAGAAACAAGGGCCAAGCUGACCGCGCACCAUGCCAAGAAGAGGUUCGAGAGCAUGGUGGAUACCCACACCAGCAUUGGCUCACAGGGUUCAAACGUUGUUGAUGUAGUCGACAUCCAAGUCCCAUUGAAGGUCACCACAAAGGGCCGGCCAAAGAGUAGGAGGCUCGGUGUUGGCCUGGAGAAGUCCUUCAAGAAAUCUGCUUGGAGCAAAAAUAAGAAUGCCUCCCAAUAUUCGUGGAUGGUUAUUCUUCGGGUAAUUGAACCUAUACUACGUGUAUCAUGCAUUCCAAAUGAAUCACUAGAUCUUGUGUCAACACUAGUGAUCAUGAUGUCAACACUUAACAUAUUCAAGUCAAAUAUGAAAUACGAAAGAGAUAUACCUGUGCUAAGACAUAAUAAACCGGAUGUUCGGUUCAAUAUGGAUCUAGAUGGUUACUUUCAUAAACAAAAUAAAUGGUCAUUUUGA
Molecule: messenger RNA, 918 nt
Organism: Arachis duranensis
Lineage: Eukaryota; Viridiplantae; Streptophyta; Magnoliopsida; Fabales; Fabaceae
Product: protein FAR1-RELATED SEQUENCE 2-like
Exons: 2
Coding region: 1-918 (305 amino acids)
Molecular function (GO): zinc ion binding
Source: RefSeq, a predicted model, not a curated record